AUGCAGGUGCUCCUCCAGUGCACUAGGCUUAUUCUGCCUCUUGCCUUCAUCCUGAUUUUAUCUUCAGUUCUAGGUUCUCCUGUGCAGAAAGCCAGGUACCAGUGGGUACGCUGCAGUCCUGACAGUAAUUCGGCAAACUGCAUUGAAGAAAAGGGACCAGAGUUUGAUCUACUUCCAAGUGAAUCCAGCAAAAUCCCACCUCCCAGGGCUGACCGUUUCUUAAUGACGAAUUCCAAGAAUUUGAAUGAAGUCUUCCCUCUUUCGGAGGAUGUCUCAGGAUCAGGCUCUGGAGCAGAAUCUGGAAGUGACUUCCUAAAUGAAAUAGAACAGGAAUACCAACCAGUAGAAGGAAAUGAUGCUUUUAAUUACAACUUUAGAUCUAGGGAGAGAAAUUUGCGCUCAUACAACCAGAACUUGGGGCAGGAUGGAUCAGAAGAGGAUUUUACUAUAUAA
Messenger RNA from Rangifer tarandus platyrhynchus (Svalbard reindeer), 453 nucleotides. The record is from the annotation of a GenBank genome assembly. NCBI's taxonomy places the organism in Eukaryota, Metazoa, Chordata, Mammalia, Artiodactyla, Cervidae.